AUGUGGUUCCUGGAGCACGAGAGCCUCUUCGGAGGUAAGCGUGUAUGGCUGCGGCCAGGAUCGCAGCAACUAUUCGGCCGAACAAAGUCUGGCGACGGCGAUGGCACGGAAGGGAAGACGUGGAAGAUUGACAACAAGGCGGUCUCGCGAAAACAUGUUAUGCUGAGAGUCCUCGAACAACCACCAGAACAAGGCACGAAGCUUCAUACGAGGUCACAGAUCGAGGUUACCGACCUCAGCUGCCGGCAAGGAACUACCAUCGACGAGAAGGACAUACUGAAGAGUCGGAAGGCAGAAGACGGGACGAUUACCUAUGACAAAAUUACCUUACAGGGCGUUGAGCAUACAGUUAGGCUGGCCCAGGGUUAUGCGCCGUUUAAAAUUGUGUGGCGGCCGGUGGUCUUCACAUACGCUUCUAAAGAAACUAGGGAAGGAAAGGCUCGCAGCGCUCAGCUACACGCUUUGGAUAUCAAGACUACAACCGAUUUUCAGUUUGACAAGACUACCCAUGUUGUCUCUCAGAAGCGAAAUCUUCCGAAAGUCCUCUCAGGCUUAACAGCCGGCAAGCACAUUGUGACUGGUGAAUUUCUCGACGCCAUCGUCAACGUCGCUACAACAUCGGUCGAUGAAGCUGAGAACUAUGUUCCUUCACAGCUGGAAGAGGAUUUUGAUACUUGGUGGCCGAAAGAGAAGGAGUAUAUACCUGCAAUGAGCGCGGAGCCCGUUCCGCAACCACAAGAGCUGCUGGAACCAGACUCAUCACGGUCUGAAAUUUUCUCAGGCCUGACCUUUAUCUUCUUGAACGACGGCCAAUACAGUAGCUUGCUUGAUCCUAUCACUGGUGGAGGCGGCAAAGCACUGCUCUACGAUGUGCGACCAGGUGAAACCACCGUCCAAGAAUACGUUGACUUUGUACAUGGCGUGGUAGGGAAGAAGAAACGUAGCAGUGCCAGUAGUAGCAAGCUUCCGGUCGUAACGGUGCGCCUGCCGACGUAUCCUGAUGCCAUGGAAGAAUGGGCAGCAGCUUUCGUUACUGGUGUCGAUCAAGCACUGAACCAGCGAUCGAUUCUGCAGAACGAAUUCCUUGAUGUGAUCAUCACGAAAGAUCGAGGUUCACUCCAAAGACCACCUGCGGAAGUGAUUGAUAUUGCAUCCUCUGCACCACAGCCAGUAUCAACUCGACGUUCCGCGCGCGACUUAACUCCAAUGUCUCAACCUAGAGUUCCUUCACAAGCUCCCGAAGAGAGCGCACCACCUGCAGAAGAGCCCGCGAGGAUCAACUCGCGAAAGCGCAUACAUCGCCCGAAGACGAGUCGUUUUACUGGAUUUGAUGACUACGAGCCGCCCCCGAAGAAGAAGAAGGUCGAAGACACACAAAUGGAAGAUGUGCAGGAGUCCGUAGUAUCAGUAGCAGCCUCACAAGCGCGCAAUGCACCAGGUACACAAACACAGACACGAUUCGCCCCGCCAUCGCCAGUCCAUGACAGCGUAGAGAAAGAAGAGCAACUAGACAUACUUUUUCCCACUGCCGCAAAGUUCAAGCGUCAAAGAGAAGCGACCCGUGCACCUUCGGUAUCUGUCGAGCCAGAAGCAGGUGGCCAUGAUCAAAAACCCAAAAGUAGAGGUAAAGAAGCAUUUGAGAAGCUCCAGCGAGCCAAAGCAAUAGCGGACAACAAGGAUAUCAAUGUCCGCGAGCACACACGCCUCCGCAUCAAGGAGGAAGAAGAUCGUCGGAAAGCAGAUGAACAGAGCUUGCGAGAAGCAGUCGAAGGUAUCGACAUUGCUGAAAUGAAGAACCUGGCGCAAGUUGAGGAGAUGGACGUCCUUCCACGUGAGGACAGGGGAAUGGUACGUGGCCAGAGCCAGGCUCAUGGCGAGCGCUGGAACGCAGAAUGGAAUGGCCGCAAGAACUUCAAGAAAUUCCGCCGGCGGGGCGCAGAGCACGGCGUCCAAGCGCAUAAAGUCAUCGUUACGCUUGAAGAAGCGCCGCCGAAGAAAGGAUUCGGCGUUGGCGAUGCUUUCUUCCUCGAAGACGUUGAGCCCUCAUCGAGGUCACGCGAUAGCAGACGGAAAGAAGUCGACGAUUCGUCAGAGCCGGAACCCGGCUUCACGAGGCGUAAGAGGACGACACAGACGGAGGUCAUCAAUGUGGAAGAUAGUGGACCUGGCGAUGAGGAGGAUCCGGUCGAAAGUGCGAGGACGCAGAGAAGUAGUGGUAGGACACAGAGGGUUGUGGAGACGCAGGUGGAUGAUCCGCAAACGCAGACGCAGAGGGGAAAGAAGAGAGGCUCUAGCGGUACUGCGGCGAGUCAGCCUGCGAGCAAGCGUGGUAGGGUUAGCAAGAGGGACGACGACAGUGAUGAGGAAGAGACUGGUUUCAGGUUCAGGCGAAGGGGAUAA
Messenger RNA from Cucurbitaria berberidis CBS 394.84, 2400 nucleotides. RefSeq lists its product as uncharacterized. Gene Ontology annotation, molecular function: protein binding; damaged DNA binding. The transcript has a single exon. Lineage: Eukaryota; Fungi; Ascomycota; Dothideomycetes; Pleosporales; Cucurbitariaceae. The record is from RefSeq and is a predicted model, not a curated record. Gene Ontology annotation, biological process: double-strand break repair via homologous recombination; mitotic G2 DNA damage checkpoint signaling. Gene Ontology annotation, cellular component: Mre11 complex. Bases 1 to 2400 code for a protein of 799 amino acids.